This is a messenger RNA of Stereum hirsutum FP-91666 SS1, 944 nucleotides long. RefSeq lists its product as uncharacterized. Lineage: Eukaryota; Fungi; Basidiomycota; Agaricomycetes; Russulales; Stereaceae. The record is from RefSeq and is a predicted model, not a curated record. The coding region runs from base 27 to 755 and encodes 242 amino acids. The transcript has 5 exons.
AUUUUGAGAAGCUCGGCGGGAACAAUAUGGUCAUCAUGGGUAACACAGGCGCGCCGAUUGUGACUUCGAAGGAAGAGCUCCUCCAGGUCAUACCGCGACGUGGUCCAAUCCACCGCCCGUGCGCAAAGUGUCAGAAGAGUCCAGAGAAGGGGAAGACGUUCAUGGAAUGUGCGCAAUGUAAACAAUCACACUAUUGCGGUCGCGAAUGCCAAAAAGCUCAUUGGAAGGAACAUAAGCCAUUGUGCCUUCAGCGCAAGGCUCAACAGGAAGGAUGGGCAAGAGCUGAAGAAGCAGCGCUGAAAGCCGGAAAAAUCUUCUACUCACCGAAGACAUCACAAGCGUGGUAUCGAAAGAACACAGAUAUUGUCUCUCAUGCUACUUUCCAUGUCCUUGAAUUAUACAAAGGUCCCUCGGCUUCGCUUCAUCGAACCCACAUCGCAUGGUUUGAGCUCUCCUUCGAUAAAGACAAGCCCAAAGAUGUAGACGCCAUCUCUCUACACGAUGUCAAAGCCGCUCCACUCGACAUUAUCGGCGAACGUAUCCUCGGCGCCGCCACGGUCGCGCACAUCAAGCAUGGCAUCGAGCUCGGGAUGAUGCCAUGCAUAAUGACGAACAAGGAGCUGAAUGCCAUGACAAUGGAAAUGCACCAGGCGCCGGAGUGGAGGCUGUAUACUUCGGGGUUGAAGAAGCCGGAUGAGAACUGGAAGAUUCAUUGUAUACUCAUGGCUGGUGGUGCUCUUGACAAGGUGGUUUGAAAGGAAAAACGUCUACACAUGUUUCGAAUAUUGAGGAGGACAUAUGUUUGGUAUGGCUACCACUGCAUGUCGUCGAUAUACUCAUCAGGUGCACUCCGUUCCUUCUUUUAUGGUUUGCGGUAUGGUAGAACCCCGAAGUUCUCUUGUUACGCCAUAAUUUCUUCUCGACGGUGUACGCAAGUCGAAAAC